AUGUCGAGCAACACACACCGACCCAGCGCCGCCCCCUCAGCCCCAGGCCCGAUCAUCCGCGCAGCUCUGACCUUCGAGUCCCUCGCCACAGUCGCUGGUGGGCUGUACUACACCUUCUUCCCGCAGCACUAUCUGCUCCACACGAUGGGCGCAGUCCCCGCACAAAUCACCACCACCGCGAUCCAAAACACGCAGCAAUACGGUGCCACGAUUAUUUUGAUAGGCACUUCUGUUGGGCUGUUCGCGUCCAGCAACCGGCACGCGGUGGCGCUGCGCCGGCCGCUCGUUUACGGAAGGCGGCAUGUCGAAGAAGGCGUUGUUGGGGGCGGCGGGACAGCUGGUGCCGUUUGCGCUGUGGAGGGUGUUUACGCUGGUGUGGAAGCCGGAGUGGUUUGGCAGAGGCGAGGGAGAGAAGAAGGUGGAGUAGGCGGGCGUUGCGGUGUACUGCAGUAG
Molecule: messenger RNA, 453 nt
Organism: Boeremia exigua
Lineage: Eukaryota; Fungi; Ascomycota; Dothideomycetes; Pleosporales; Didymellaceae
Exons: 2
Coding region: 1-453 (150 amino acids)
Source: RefSeq, a predicted model, not a curated record